UUUCCGCAAUUAAAUUAUAAAACCCUAACUACCAGCAACUCAUCUCUUUCACCUUUUCUCGUGGCUGACUUUCUCUCUCCUACUCUCUCAGGAAUCAAAUUCCCCAAAUUAUAAUUCCCCUUUUUUUCCAGUCCAAUCAUUUGAUCCAGCUUCAUAAUUCCAAGCUCUGUCUCCUUCACCCGUCGUAUUAUCUGGGUCAGAUCAUAAUCAAUCAACCAUUAAUUUUUGCAUUAAUCGACAUUUAUUAUUUUCUGGGUAUGCGAUUUUCCCCAGAUUUUUGAAGAAUUUUUAUAUUUCUUCUUCAUUUUUGAGAAAAAGGAUGAAGAUGAUGGGUGCUGAAUUUGAGGUUUCCGAUGAGAUAUUGGGGACAUUUGCGCCGAUUAUUGUGUAUUGGGUAUACUCUGGGAUUUAUUUGAUGUUUGGUUCUUUUGAUAAUUAUCGUUUGCAUUCGAGAAAGGAUGAAGAUGAGAAGAAUUUGGUCUCGAAAUCUACUGUUGUUAAGGGUGUUCUUCUUCAACAGACUGUUCAAGCUGUUGUUGCUAUCAUACUUUUCGCGGUAACAGGAAGUGCUGUAGAGGCUGCAAAAAAUCAAAAAACUUCUAUAUUUGUUCUCAUAUGCCAGUUUGUAACUGCCAUGAUGGUCUUGGAUACCUGGCAGUAUUUCAUGCACCGAUACAUGCAUCAUAACAAAUUCUUGUACCGACAUAUCCAUUCCCAGCAUCACCGGCUUGUUGUCCCUUAUGCUUAUGGGGCUCUUUACAACCAUCCUUUAGAGGGGCUUAUUCUUGAUACUAUUGGUGGGGCCUUGUCAUUUCUCGUAUCUGGGAUGUCACCAAGGACCUCCAUUUUCUUCUUUUCCUUUGCAACCAUCAAAACAGUGGACGAUCACUGCGGUCUUUGGCUACCGGGUAACCUGUUUCAUAUCUUGUUCAGUAAUAAUUCCGCAUAUCAUGAUGUGCAUCAUCAGCUUUAUGGAAGCAAGUACAACUUCUCGCAGCCUUUCUUUGUUAUGUGGGACAAAAUUCUUGGGACUCACAUGCCUUAUUCUCUAGAGCAUAGAGAAGGUGGUGGAUUUGAGGCGAGACCUACAAAGGAAUGCAAGGAUGAUUGAUAUAACCCACUGUAUGUGCUACAUUUACCACUAUUCGCAGUCCUCUGCUGUCAUAUUUAAGCUACCUUUGGAAUGUGUUUUCUAUGUACAUGCCGGUUUUUGUAAUCUUAUUAAUUUGUGUCUAUAUGAAGUUUUUUGACGCUUGAGCAGAAUUUAAAUGAUGUAGAGUUGGGAAUUUCAGCAUUAUCUUUUUCGGAAUAGCCUCUGGUUCAUACUGCCUUUGUGAUUCAGGCAUUUCCUUGGUUGGAUGGUGUAUUGAUUUAUUAGCUCAAAUGUUUUUAGACCAGGAUUAUUAAAUGUCAAAAUUCUAAUUUUCAUUGUCACUGGAUACACUAUAGAGGGAGUCAUUUUUUAAGGAAUGUAAUCUCUGAAGCACAUAUCAGCUGUAUGCUUUGUUACUCUUUGAUCAACAUAUUUUUGUCAGAUACUAUCUUAUAAA
Chenopodium quinoa (quinoa) is the source of this 1550-nucleotide messenger RNA. Its product is annotated as sphinganine C4-monooxygenase 1-like. The coding region runs from base 320 to 1111 and encodes 263 amino acids. The record is from RefSeq and is a predicted model, not a curated record. Gene Ontology annotation, biological process: lipid biosynthetic process. The transcript has 2 exons. NCBI's taxonomy places the organism in Eukaryota, Viridiplantae, Streptophyta, Magnoliopsida, Caryophyllales, Amaranthaceae. Gene Ontology annotation, molecular function: oxidoreductase activity; iron ion binding.